ACUCACAGUCACAACUGGUAGCGAAACUAAUGCUGUCUUCAUAGUUGUUGACUCCCAACAAGGUCCUGUUUCAAACCCACCAGGGCUGCGAAUUCAGCUGAACAUUGAGGCACACAGAUUCAUGAAAAAUGGCAAGGAGAAGCGAGCAGUCAACUUGGAGGAUGUGAUCGAGAGCAUUGGUAUGGGUCCUGCGCAAAUUGCCUGGGGCAUCCUGGGGGGUGGAAUUUGGCUGGCGGACGGAGCUGAGCUUCUCUUAGUGAGUGCAGUAACCAGGUCUCUUCAGAAGGAAUGGCACCUGACCGCCUUCAUGAAGGGCUUCAUUGUGUCCGCGGUCUAUCUGGGGAUUCUCCUGGGUAAUGCUGCCAGUGGAGGAUUCAGCCAUCGAUUCGGCCGCCGUGAGAUGAUCGUCCUCUCGUACUGUGGAAUCUUCUUUUGUGGAUCCCUGAGUGGAGCCUGUCAUACGACUGUGGCUUUCAUGAUGAUGAGAUUUCUGGGUGGCAUCUUCAUUGGCAUAGGUCAGCCUGCGUGGCUGUCCAUUAGUGCAGAGAUCACCCCAGCCUACUGGCGCAUUCCGAUGGCUGCGGCGUCACAGUCCCUCUUUGUGGUGGGAGAGAUGUAUAUCUCCUUUCUGUUGAUGAUGGAUGAUCUCAAUAUGCAGUUUCUUCACUGGCGGGUGCUCUUACGCCUGGGAGCCCUGCCUGCCUUCGUCUUGUUUCUUCUCAGCGCAGCCUAUCUCAACGAAUCGCCCAUGUUUCUGGCGCUCAAGGGACGAAAUCAUGAAGCGCGACAUGUUGUGGAAGAUAUGGGGAGGCUCAACCGCGCCAGCAGCGCAGUGGUGCUGGACUUUGAGCCCAGGACGAACAGCGCAUCCAGUGGAUCCCUGGUCUCGGAGAUGGGACGACAGAUGAACCUGGUCUUCUCGGUUCAGUUCAUGGUAGUGACUAUGGUGAUCAUGUCCGUGUGCUUUACUCUGAACCUCGUCUACUUUGGUUCCCUCUUUGCAUUCCCUCAGGUGCUUCCCCUGCUGAUGCACGGGCAAGCGGCCUCCGAACUCCUCGUGGGCGCCCUUUGGGAACUUCCGGGCUUGGCCAUGGGUUUGCUGCUGGGUAUCACGGCUUCCAGGCGCACGUCAUUGAAAUUUUACUUGACAGCUCUGACCUGCUCCAUUCUUUGCUUCAUCAUCGGAGCCCACGGACAUCCUGACCCUGAGCAGGAGAAAACUAUGAAGGUCUUCCUUUUCAUGGGUUACUACGGUAUCAAGUGCGUUCCCAAUAUUGGCUUCAUCGUAGCAUACCAGAUGUCUGCAGAGGUCUACCCCACCGAGGCCCGCAGCAUGGGCGCCGGCCUCGCCUUGGCCUCCGGACGGUUGGCUGCCAUGAUCUCUCCCAUGAUCUAUGAAGCUGCCGUGCUGUGGACUGGAAUCUAUCUCUUCUUUUUCCUCUUCAUGGCUGCUUUAUGCCUCAGCAAUCUUUACAUGGUUGACCUGUUGCCCGAAGUCGCAGGGCUACAGCCUGACGGAGAGGCGUUGCCCAUCAGUCCGGAAAGAAUCCAGGUGGUGUGAGGCCAGCGCAGAAUCGAUAGGUGCUAUGCAAAAAAAUGAAC
This is a messenger RNA of Cladocopium goreaui, 1602 nucleotides long. The record is from the annotation of a GenBank genome assembly. Lineage: Eukaryota; Dinophyceae; Suessiales; Symbiodiniaceae.